Chelmon rostratus (copperband butterflyfish) is the source of this 2862-nucleotide messenger RNA. RefSeq names its product leucine rich repeat transmembrane neuronal 1 (gene lrrtm1). The transcript has a single exon. The record is from RefSeq and is a predicted model, not a curated record. The coding region runs from base 90 to 1664 and encodes 524 amino acids. NCBI's taxonomy places the organism in Eukaryota, Metazoa, Chordata, Actinopteri, Chaetodontiformes, Chaetodontidae. Gene Ontology annotation, molecular function: protein binding.
UGUGAUGUGAUAAAUAUGAUGUGAUCAGUGCAAAAAUAAUAUCCAGAGUGGUUCAAUGGACAUUUUCUCAGUCACAUCCCUGGAUAUUUAUGCUAAUGGAUUUCCUUCUAAUUGGACUGUACUUAAAGUGGCCACUGAAGAAGCCCCCUGGGUUGAUACUGUGUUUAUUGGGCAUUUUUCUAAGAACGGUUCCCUUGGUAGAGGGGGUUUGUCCAAAGCUGUGCCGCUGCGACAGCAAGCUGCUGUACUGCGAGGGGCUCAACCUCACAGACAUUCCCCGCAAUCUGAGCAGCGCCAUGGGCCUGUCCAUGAGAGAGAAUAACUUGACCGAGCUGCGUGAAGGCCAAUUGGCUGGUCUGUCACAACUCACCUGGCUCUACCUAGAUCACAACAACAUUGACAUUGUCGAGGAGGGUGCAUUUGACAGGCUAAGACGGGUCAAGGAGUUGGACCUCAGCAGUAACCGGAUUGAGAGUCUGCCAAAUGGUACCUUUAGGCCCCUCCCAAACCUGCGUAUCCUGGACCUCUCAUACAACAGGCUGCAGGCACUCGAGCCUGACCUGUUCCACGGCCUUAGAAAGCUCACCAAUUUGCAUUUGCGCUACAAUGCUCUCAAGUUUGUGCCAGUGCGGAUUUUUCAAGACUGCCGGAGUAUGCAGUUUCUAGACUUGGGAUACAACCAACUGCAGAGCCUGGCACGAAACUCCUUCGCUGGCCUCUUCAAGUUGACUGAGUUGCAUCUUGAGCACAACGAGCUAGUUAAAGUGAACCUAGCCCACUUCCCUCGCCUCAUCUCUUUACGUACUCUGUACAUGCACAACAAUCGUGCUACUAUUGUUGUCAAUACACUGGACUGGACAUGGCAUUUUUUAGAGAAGAUUGACCUGUCAGCCAAUGAAAUCGAGUACAUUGAGCCACAUGUUUUUGAGAGUGCACCCAACCUUAAGGUUUUGAUGCUAGACUCCAAUCGGUUGACCUCCGUGGACCAGCACAUCCUGGAUUCGUGGUCAUCUCUGGACAGCAUUACCCUGGCAGGAAAUGACUGGGAGUGCAAUCGCAAUGUGUGUGCCUUGGCCUUUUGGCUGAGUGCCUUCCGAGGCCAGCGUGACAAUUCCCUGCUGUGUUCAAGCCCUGACACCGCACAGGGUGAGGAUGUGUUGGAUGCUGUCUACGCUUUUCAGCUAUGUGAGGAUCCCCCAAUGGAGGUAACUACAGCAGGCCUGUACGCGUCUACGAGGGAUCUGGCCAAGGGCUCUGUUUUCAUGGGCCCAUUUACUCCCAACCCUUAUGAAGGUGAGGGCAGCGAGGUGGUCACCAGUUCUUUCACUGUCACAGUAGGCCACGAUGACUUGGAGAGCACCAUGCAGAUCCACAAAGUGGUGACUGGCACCAUGGCACUCAUCUUUUCCUUUCUCAUCAUAGUGCUCAUGCUGUAUGUGGCAUGGAAGUGCUUCCCGGCCGGAAUAAGACAGCUGAGGCAGUGCUUCAGUAGUCAGCGCCGUAAGCAGAAGCAAAAGCAAAGCAUGCAGCAGAUGGCUGCUAUUUCUACACCAGAGUACUACGUUGACUAUAAACCUAACCACAUUGAGGGAGCUCUGGUAAUCAUCAAUGAAUAUGGCUCUUGCACUUGCCAACAGCAACCUUCUCGGGAAUGUGAGGUGUGACCCUGCUUUGUGAGUACGUCUUUACCUGUGAUUAUCUGGAUAUACAGUAAAUCCCUUUUUUGGAUCCACUGGGGAGGGGAAUAUUGCGGGACAGAAGGAAUAAAGGGAUCUUUUGGACACUUUUUACACAGGGUCUCACUGUGAUGUGGAAGGAGCGUGCUUUAUGCGGCUGACUGUUUCGUGGUGGAUUUACUGCUACUGCUAUCUACUGCUGAUUUGAGGCCACAGGGCAUAAUGGGCGCCUGACUCUUGGACCUGUUGAUGUUCCACAGAAACACAGAGAGGAAUACAUUGUGGGCACUGAGGCUUUUCUCUCAUGGGUGGAUAUUUGAGCUUUAAUGUGUCUUUCUACUUCAGGACAUUUAAUUAUUGUUUAAAAAGAAACUGGGGACACACAAAAGAGGAAAAAAGAAAAAAAAACAAACCAUUUGUAUUAUGGUAAACACAAUAUUUGACUAGCAUUUAAAAUAUAAAAAAACAUGUUUAAGUUCGAUUAAAAUGUAAAAAUUAAAGUCUGUGUAAAAUAUGUUAAAAAAAGUGCAAGUGUGGACAAAAAAAUGAUACAAGAUAAUCUAUUUCUUUUGUAAACUACAAAAAAUGUUUAAAUAAAUGAAUUGCUAUUCACAGUAAACUCAUUUUUACGUGAGACACUGUCAGAAAGGAUGAAUGAUGCAGUCUUAGCGCUCGUGGACUGGAGAGCCAUGUCUCUGCAGUGUAUCCAACCAAAAAAAUUAAACGAAAUACAAAAAAAAAAAAUGAAAGGGGCAGAGGGAUAUCUGCAUCUCAUCUUCAAUGUACAAUCCAUGGUCUGAAUUUUAGAUCUCUUCUCUGUUCUAACUCUCAUAUUUGUUGUUUUAUCAUUCACUGUGUUGGCUCGCUGUCAAUGUAGUUUCUUUCCCCCUUCCCAUUGCCUAUCUGAAAGCAGAUUUAAAUGAUCUAUGAAUCAGUUAGCAUAUUUUCAUAUUAUUAUAUCACUAUUUGUGUACCGUCCAAGUAAAGAAAGCAGAGUGUCAAAGAUCUAAAGCUAUGCCUCUCAUUGCCUCUCACUCUUUGGCUUUCACAGAGGAGCGACGCCUCCUUUCACUGAAUCAAGCACACUGAAGACAACAAUCAUUGAAACCAUGCAUACUUAAAUCAAAAUACAAUGCCAGAUUGUAUCAGAAACAUUGAAGAAAUUAUCCAGCAGCUUAAAGGAAGA